This is a messenger RNA of Bubalus bubalis (water buffalo), 671 nucleotides long. It is a transcript of the gene RPS11, whose product is annotated as ribosomal protein S11. Gene Ontology annotation, biological process: translation. The transcript is spliced from 5 exons. NCBI's taxonomy places the organism in Eukaryota, Metazoa, Chordata, Mammalia, Artiodactyla, Bovidae. Gene Ontology annotation, molecular function: structural constituent of ribosome. Gene Ontology annotation, cellular component: cytosolic small ribosomal subunit; ribosome. The coding region runs from base 144 to 620 and encodes 158 amino acids. The record is from RefSeq and is a predicted model, not a curated record.
UUCGUCAUCAGAGUCUCGCCAAGGCCCCGCCCCAAACCGUGUUUGUCCCGCCCCUUUGUCGUCACUUCCUCUCUAACCCUUGUGCAGUCGAUAAGGAAACCCGGACGCCGCCGUGGCCUUCCUUUUUUCAGGCAGCCGGGAAGAUGGCGGACAUUCAGACAGAACGUGCGUACCAAAAGCAACCGACCAUCUUUCAAAAUAAAAAGAGGGUCCUGCUUGGAGAAACUGGCAAAGAAAAGCUCCCUCGAUACUACAAGAACAUUGGUCUGGGCUUCAAGACUCCAAAGGAGGCCAUCGAGGGCACCUACAUUGACAAGAAAUGCCCUUUUACGGGUAACGUCUCCAUUCGAGGGCGGAUCCUGUCUGGUGUGGUGACCAAAAUGAAGAUGCAGAGGACCAUCGUCAUCCGCCGAGACUACCUUCACUACAUCCGAAAGUACAACCGCUUCGAGAAGCGCCACAAGAACAUGUCCGUGCACCUUUCUCCCUGCUUCAGGGACGUCCAGAUCGGCGACAUCGUCACGGUGGGCGAGUGCCGGCCCCUGAGCAAGACCGUGCGCUUCAACGUCCUCAAGGUCACCAAGGCUGCCGGCACCAAGAAGCAGUUCCAGAAGUUCUGAGACUGGACCUCUGCCUGCUGCCCCAAACACAAUAAAGUUAUUUUCCCAGUC